AUGGCUUGGCGUAGCUCGGGGGCAUCCAACAGGGACCUGGUCGAGAAUCUCUGGCGCAAUAGCCUCAUCACCCACCCGCAGGUCAAAGAAGCUUUCUUGAAGGUCGACCGCGCACACUAUGCACCCUCGUUCCCCUACGAGGACUCCCCGCAGCCCAUCGGCCACGCCGCCACCAUCUCGGCCCCGCAUAUGCACGCCGCGGCCGUCGAGGAGCUGCUGCCCUACCUCACGCCCUCCGACACCAACCCGGCGCCGCGCGCUCUGGAUAUCGGCUCCGGAUCGGGCUAUCUGACGCACGUCAUGGCCGAGCUGGUCGGCCCGCAGGGGACUGUCAUCGGGGUCGAGCAUAUUAAACCGCUGCGGGAUCUGGGCGAGCAGAAUAUGGCCAAGUCGGCGGGCGGUAAAGAGUUUCUGGAGAGUGGGCGGGUGAGGUUCAGGGUUGGGGAUGGGAGGAAGGGGUGGGUGGAGGAGGGGGAGGAGGAGAAGAAGUGGGAUGCGAUUCAUGUCGGGGCGGCGGCGGCAGAGGUGCAUGGUCCGCUGCUGGAGCAGUUGAAUGCGCCCGGGAGGAUGUUCAUCCCCGUUGAUGAUGACCAGGGAGGGUGGAGUCAGCAUAUUUGGUGUGUGGAUAAGGAUGAGAAGGGGGCGGUGACGAGGAGGAAGAUGUUUGGGGUGAGGUAUGUGCCGCUGACAGAUGCGCCGAAGGUCUAA
This is a messenger RNA of Parathielavia appendiculata, 708 nucleotides long. RefSeq names its product protein-L-isoaspartate O-methyltransferase. Lineage: Eukaryota; Fungi; Ascomycota; Sordariomycetes; Sordariales; Chaetomiaceae. Gene Ontology annotation, biological process: protein modification process. Gene Ontology annotation, molecular function: protein-L-isoaspartate (D-aspartate) O-methyltransferase activity. The transcript has 2 exons. Gene Ontology annotation, cellular component: cytoplasm. The record is from RefSeq and is a predicted model, not a curated record. Bases 1 to 708 code for a protein of 235 amino acids.